Messenger RNA from Thlaspi arvense, 1464 nucleotides. The record is from the annotation of a GenBank genome assembly. NCBI's taxonomy places the organism in Eukaryota, Viridiplantae, Streptophyta, Magnoliopsida, Brassicales, Brassicaceae.
GACAUUGAUGGGUUCCGAUUCCCAUCUCAUCAGCUCAGCAAUGGCCUGUAUGUAUCAGGAAGGCCAGAGCAGCCAAAAGAAAGAACUCCAACUAUGAGCUCAACUGCCAUGCCUUACACAGGUGGUGAUAUCAAGAAAUCAGGAGAACUUGGGAAAAUGUUUGAUAUCCCUACUGAUGGCUCUAAAUCAAGGAAAUCAGGUCCUAUAACCGGUCCUCCUUCGAGGACUGGAUCCUUUGCUGGUUCUGCCUCACAUUCUGGGCCAAUCACCAAUGCUGCAGCUAGGGCCAGCUACUCCACAUCAGGUCCCGUAACUUCAGCUGGCUUUUCUAGUUCAUCUUCUGUCAAGAAGUCAAACUCUGGACCAUUGAAUAAGCAUGGUGAGCCCAUAAAGAAGUCUUCUGGUCCGCAAUCUGGCGGGGUAACACCUGUCACUCGCCAAAACUCGGGACCUCUUGCUCCGGUUCUCCCAGCAACAGGUCUCAUUACCUCUGGUCCUGUAUCUUCUGGUCCACUAAACUCAUCUGGAGCUCCAAGGAAGGUUUCUGGUCCUCUGGACUCAAUGGGUUCAGUCAAAGUUCAUGGUUCCUCUUUUGCACACAACCAGGCUGUGACAAAUCUUAGCCAAUGCGAGGAUUAUUCUUUCAAUAAGAACAUCCCUAAGCUAAUCCUAUGGGCAAUUAUUCUUCUAUUUGUGAUGGGUUUCAUUGCAGGUGGAUUCAUUCUUGGUGCAGUCCACAAUGCUAUUCUUCUCACUGUUGUUGUGGUUUUAUUUGCUAUUGUUGCUGCAUUAUUCACUUGGAAUGCUUGCUGGGGGAGAAAGGCUAUUAUAGGUUUCAUUGCCCAUUAUCCAGAUGCUGAGCUCCGAACAGCAAAAAAUGGGCAAUUUGUGAAAGUCUCUGGGGUGGUAACAUGUGGAAAUGUGCCCCUCGAGUCAUCCUUUCAGAAAGUCCCAAGAUGUGUCUAUACAUCUACAAGCUUAUAUGAGUAUCGAGGGUGGGAUACAAAAGCUGCCAACCCAACACAUCGUCGUUUUACAUGGGGUCUUAGAUCAUCAGAGAGGCAUGUGGUAGACUUUUACAUCUCUGAUUUCCAGUCGGGGUUGAGAGCAUUGGUUAAGACUGGCUAUGGUGCCAGAGUUACGCCUUAUGUGGAGGAAUCGAUUGUAGUUGAUGUCAACCCUUUGAAUAAAGAUUUGUCUCCAGAAUUCAUGAGGUGGUUGGGAGAGAGGAAUCUUUCAAGUGAUGAUAGAGUAAUGCGACUGAAAGAAGGGUACAUAAAAGAGGGAAGCACAGUGAGCGUGAUGGGAGUGGUUCAGAGGAACGAUAAUGUGCUUAUGAUUGUCCCCCCACCAGAACCGUUGACCACAGGAUGCCAAUGGGUCAAAUGUAUCCUCCCUGCUAGCCUCGAGGGUAUUGUGUUGAGAUGUGAGGAUGCAUUAAAGAUUGAUGUUAUACCAGUGUAA